AUGCUACAAUCGUGGGUUCCGCAGCGUAGCGCUGCUAAGGCUGCCGAAGACAAAGUCAAGCAACAGAUCAGCACAACAAGGGCCUCGACCUCCUUGUCUCCCUCUCUCGCCAGAUCUCAAGCUACACGCUCUUGUUCCGCUUCCAAGACCACUCCCAACUCCUCGGCUUCUUCUUCCUCCGAUCAUCCGCCACCCGCUCAAAAGGCUGCAUCUAUCGCCACAGUAUCACCUCAGCCCACAGCAGCAUCAAUAGAUCAAGGAGAAUCAUCGUUGUCCGAAGAAAGUGAUACUGAAGAAGAUGAAAUUAUCCAGCUGGACAGAAAGUCCCCCUUGGCCAAAAGCAGCUCGUCCAGUCACAAGGAGGCAGCCAAGCCCGCCACACCUCGCAAGAAGAUUCUCAAGGAACCCAUCACAAAGGCAGACGAUCCUAUCGUCCAGCAGUCAGAGUCCCAAGCAGGGCCCAGCGCUACCGCUACACCCUCUCGUACCUCUUCGAAACGAAGCGCAGCACGCGCCGCCCAAAACAACAUUCAGCGCUCAUAUUCCGACUUCUACAUGGAAGACCAAGUUGAUGUUCAAGAAGCAACGACACCAGCACCAAAGAAGCCGCGUACAUCGACAGGAGGCCGCCUCAAGGCAGGGCACAAGCAGCAGAAGCAGGUCGAUCCCGAGCUCCGUCCUCCGUCAUCAUCAUCAGGAUCCGGUUCGGCUUCUAAGCCACGCUCCAAAAGCUCCAACAGUCGAACCAGUGGUGCCGCUUCACAAGCACCAAAUCUCGCCCGACGCUUCCAGGACGACAACGGCGUGAUUUGGGAACUCCAGUACACCAAUUGCCAACGGCAACGCUACACUGCCUACCGCAAAUGCGUCUAUUGUGUCGCCAGGCAGGCAGGAGAUACUUGUCGCUUCCUAGGCUUCCGUGCCUUUGCCAUCAACCCAGCCACCGACGACAUCUACCCUAGCGAUGCACCAAAUAAUCCAAAGCCAAUCUUCCUUUCAUCUCCAGACGCAGACGAUGUCAUGGAACUACCUUCCAAGCGCCCGCUCUCUUGGGACGGUCUCUUCGAAGCGCAGACUAUCGUCGGCAAGUCCCUGUUGCCCGUGCUCGAGGCCGAGCUUGCUCACGCACAUCAACCCGAGGUGCUGCGGAGACCAAGAGAGAAAAUCUGUCGACAGAUGUGCGAGUUCUGCGCCACGAGCAUCUUCUCCGCAAGUUGGUUUUGUCGCAGGUGCGGAAGAGAAUACUGCCCCGACUGUAAAGAUGCUAUCGAGCAUCCAAAUAACAUUGCUGACCCGGUGUUGGCGAAGCGAUUGGCUAUGUGCGACAGAUUUCGAGUCCAUCCUGCCAGCGAUCUCGUUCCGCUCACGAGGUUCGAUGUUGCCCUGCUCGAGCAAGAGCUCGAUGCCAUGCGCGCUUUGCUCGACCGCAAUAAGCCCAGCGAGGAGAGCGGCAUCACUGAGCCAACGCAAGCAUCCAUCGAUGCCACCGAAUCAUCGCAGUCGGGGUCCAGCAGCGAUAGCGACCAGGAAGCAGCCAGCAUCAACUGGGAAGACGUCCCAGAAGAUCGAGCAGGCCUCACCGCGGACGACAUCAUCGGCAGUCUCAACUUGCGCACUUUUGAUAGCAACUCCUUCGACACCAACGUCUUUCGCCGCGAAUGGGCUCACGGUGAGCCACUCCUCGUACGCAACGUCAUCAAACCAAUGCAGCACACUUGGCAUCCCAAGGAACUCAUCGAUCGCUACGGCAAAGAGUCAUGCCAUGUUGUUCGCUCCGAUACGGAUCCACCUAUAGUCAACGAAGUGUCUGUGGGAGAGUUCUUUUCCACUUUCGGCAAGGAUCGCGAGACCAAGCAGCAAGUCCUCGGCUCCGGCUCCUGGAAGCUCAAGGACUGGCCGCCAUCGGCUGAGUUCAAGGCCGAGUUCCCAGAGCUCUACGAGGACUUUAACAGGGCUGUUCCUGCUCCAGAGUAUACGACCAGAGAAGGAGUCCUCAAUCUAGGCAGCUGCUACCCGACCGGCGUCAUCCAGCCCGAUUUGGGUCCGAAGAUGUACAAUGCCUGGCCAGCCAGCGAAGGCCAGGGCGGCAACGGCACCACUCGUCUCCACAUGGACAUUGCCGACGCGGUCAACAUCAUGCUGUACGCCUCCCUGCCGAACGGAGAGGACGUACCAGAGCAACACCAACCCGGAGUUGCAGCAUGGGACAUCUUCCGCGCUGAAGACGCCGACACACUCCGCACCUUCCUCCGAGAGGAAUAUGCCAAACUCAACUUCAAAGAUGACCCAAUCCACAUUCAACGCUUCUUCAUCUCGGCACCCCAACGAGUCAAGCUUUGGAAGAAGUACGGCGUCAGAUCAUGGCGAAUUUACCAGAAAGCAGGCGAAGCAGUCUUUAUCCCCGCUGGCUGCGCCCACCAGGUAUGCAACCUAACGGACUGCAUCAAGGUGGCGGUUGACUUUGUAUCGCCUCAAAACGUCGAGCGGUGCUUUAAGUUGACAGCUGAGUUUAGAGGUUUGGUGAAUGAUUACAAGAAGGCUUGGAAGGAGGAUGUCUUGUCGUUGAGGACGACGUUGUGGUACGCUUGGUGUACGUAUAGAGAGAUGGACAAUAAGGGGCCGAAUAGGUGGGCUGCUGAGCAGACGAAGCAGGGGGAGAAGGAGAAGAAAGAGAUGCCGAGCGUGUCCAGGAUGGUCACACAGGGUGAUUAA
Messenger RNA from Ustilago hordei, 2712 nucleotides. RefSeq lists its product as uncharacterized. Lineage: Eukaryota; Fungi; Basidiomycota; Ustilaginomycetes; Ustilaginales; Ustilaginaceae. Gene Ontology annotation, molecular function: transcription coregulator activity; chromatin DNA binding; histone H3K9 demethylase activity. The transcript has a single exon. Gene Ontology annotation, cellular component: chromatin; histone deacetylase complex. The coding region runs from base 1 to 2712 and encodes 903 amino acids. The record is from RefSeq and is a predicted model, not a curated record. Gene Ontology annotation, biological process: regulation of transcription by RNA polymerase II.